Molecule: messenger RNA, 573 nt
Organism: Hansenula ciferrii
Lineage: Eukaryota; Fungi; Ascomycota; Saccharomycetes; Phaffomycetales; Wickerhamomycetaceae
Gene: FRQ1
Product: frequenin
Exons: 1
Coding region: 1-573 (190 amino acids)
Cellular component (GO): cytosol; intracellular membrane-bounded organelle; membrane
Molecular function (GO): calcium ion binding
Source: RefSeq, a predicted model, not a curated record
AUGGGGAAAGCUGCAUCAAAAUUAUCAAAAGAUGAAUUAACAUCAUUGAAAAAAUCAACAUAUUUUGAUAGACGUGAAUUACAACAAUGGUAUAAAGGUUUCUUAAGAGAUUGUCCAUCAGGUCAAUUGACAAAAACUGAAUUUAUUAAAAUUUAUAAACAAUUUUUCCCCUUUGGUGAUCCAACUGAAUUUAGUAAUUAUGUUUUCAAUGUUUUCGAUAAUGAUAAAAAUGGUACUAUUGAUUUUAAAGAAUUUAUAUGUGCUCUAAGUAUUACAAGUCGAGGUUCAUUAGAAGAAAAAUUAGUUUGGGCUUUCCAAUUAUAUGAUUUAAAUAAUGAUGGGAAAAUUAGUUAUGAUGAAAUGUUGGCAAUUGUUAGUUCUAUUUAUAAAAUGAUUGGUUCAAUGGUUAAAUUAAAUGAAGAUGAAGCAACUCCUGAAUUAAGAGUUCAAAAAAUCUUUAAUUUAAUGGAUAAAGAUCAAAAUGGUGAAAUUAGUUUAGAUGAAUUUAGAGAAGGUUCUAAGAUUGAUCCAAGUAUUGUUAGUGCACUGAAUUUAUAUGAUGGAUUAGUUUGA